UCUUUACAUAUCGAUCUAGAUCUAGCAUCAAUUCGAGUCGAAUUAAGGGUUUCGUCGGGAGCGCCUCCAAUGAUGAAACGCAAGGAACGUGAGAAGGGCAGCUUGGAGGCGAUCCCUCUGAAGAUGGAGAUGGUGAUCCAUCACCAAAAAGAAGUCUUUUGCGACGAGUCAAAGGACAAUGGCGUUGGAAGCGGCGACAAGAGGCCAGGUAAGCAAAAGGUCCUCCUCUCUUACGAUAUGGAGGUGGAGACACUGAGGACUAGAUUGCCUGGAAAGUCUCUUAUGAAGUUCCUAUGCGUGUCCAAGAUUUGGUCUUCCUUUAUCCGAAGCCAAAGAUUCGUUGCUUCUUACUACGCUGCGAAGCCAUCCCGUUUUAUAGUCGCUUUCACCAACAGUGUAUUUAGUAAACCCGAGCGUCUCUUCAUCAUGUCGGGAGAGGAGGAGGAGGGAACUUCUUCUUUGGUUGCCAAUCUAGACAUGACAGUACCCUCAGUGACCUUGCCUCACGGCAGCGCCAAGUUUUCUUCCGUCCAUGGCUUUCUCGCUUGUUUUGAGUUGUCAAAGUUCAUUAUAUGUAACCCUAGCACGGGGCAAGUCAUUACCUUUCACUGCAAGGCUCCGGGCACAUCCUUGGGAUACGAUCCUGUAGAUGAUCAAUUCAAAGCAUUGACCCAGGUGACAUCUAUCUAUGUUCAUAACCCUAGUUCCAUGGUGCACGAGGUUAUAACACUUGGAAGAGGAGGAGUAGUAUCUCGUACCCAAGUUACCUCCCCGCCUCAUCACCCUCUAACUAUGGGACGAUGCAUCAAUGGUUUCAUUUAUUAUGCUGCUUGGGCUCCAGUUUAUGGAGCAACUCCUGUGUUUGUGUGUUUUGAUGUUAGACAUGAGAGGAUACUAAGUUUUAUCACAACGCCUAAGGAGGUCCUGCUUCGGGGGGCUUUUACCCUAUUGAUAGAAUACAAAGGGAAGCUAGCUGUCGUUGUACCAGACUGUUUUAGAUUUGGUCUUUCUUUCAACCGUUUUUUUCUUUGGAUACUGGAGGAUGCGACGAAACAUGAGUGGUCCAAACAAACAUUUGAGCUUCCCUUGUCUCUUCCCUUCUCUCCUGCGGCGGGUGAGCGUAUGAUUUCCCAAGGAACCAACAAGGCUGGUGACAUCGUUUUCUCCCCAACAACUCUGACAGGCCGUGCCCAGCCCUUCUAUGUUUUCUACUUCAACCCAGACACGAAAAACAUUAGAAGAGUCAGGAUCCACGGAGUCGCUGAUACUGAAGAGUUCUGGAGCCGUUAUGGACUCACUGACGUUUGUCGCGCCUCUUUCUCACCCCAACACGCUGAUAGUAUUGCUUCUUUAUAAAUGU
This is a messenger RNA of Brassica oleracea var. oleracea, 1360 nucleotides long. RefSeq names its product F-box protein At1g30790-like. The coding region runs from base 70 to 1356 and encodes 428 amino acids. The record is from RefSeq and is a predicted model, not a curated record. Lineage: Eukaryota; Viridiplantae; Streptophyta; Magnoliopsida; Brassicales; Brassicaceae. The transcript has a single exon.